CCCAAACCACCCACGUCACUUGGACCAAACCCUCACUUGCGACCCCAAAGGACCAUCCUCAUGUCCGCCAACCCCGAUCAUCGCCCUGCCAGGACCCGCCGCUCUUGCUACAACCAACAGCGCUCUUCGAUGCCCUCUCAAUCAUCCAUCCAACCCACCUCACGUCCUCCAUCCCCAUCACCGCUUACACACCCCGCCGAAUCGCGACAACAGCAGCAGCAGCAGCAUACCAAACGAGUUUCCCACCGGUCGCGUUGGUCACACCCAAAUAGAAUAUACGGAAGAAGGGCGCAAGGUUCUGCGCUGGACAUCACUGCGCUGCCAACGCUAGGCGACAAGACUGGAAUUCCAGGCAAAGCCGCCCACUCUUCGACUUUGACCAACUUAUAUUCUAUAUCCUAUCUGGUCCUUUUCUCUAUCUUGGGUACCCUUUCUCGCCUAGGCCUGCAAUCGCUGACCUUCUAUCCUGGAUCGCCCGUCACAAUUUCAGUACUCUGGGCUAACGUGGCUGGAACAUUCCUCCUUGGAUUCCUCGCCGAAGACCAGCGGCUUUUUCGUAAAGAAUGGGGUAUUCCACCGUAUACACCUCCUCGGCCACACCACACACCACGUCCGUCACAGGGCGAUGAGGAAGCGGGACCUCCAUCGUUGACUAUCGCGGGGGGGAAAAUGCACAACAAAGUAAAGAAGACUAUACCUCUGUAUAUUGGCUUAGCCACAGGGUUUUGCGGUUCCUUCACCAGCUUCUCUAGCUUUAUGCGCGAUGUGUUCCUGGCCUUCGUUAACGAUCUUCCAGCUCCUAUCAACCACCCUAUAUCACCGUCCGACCAAGGCGGUAACCUUCAACGCAACGGUGGCUAUUCCUUCAUGGCUGGUCUUGCCGUGCUAUCGGUGACGAUAGGCCUCUGUUCUGCAGCUUUUCGAGUCGGUGUGCAUUUUUGCAAUCUUGUGGACCCGUGGACACCAUCCCUGCCUUUUCGCCUGACUCGAUACGCUCUUGAUCCUCUCGUUGUCUUCCUGGCAUGGGCAUGCUGGUUAGGUGCAGUUUUCAUGGCCGUUUGGCCUCCCGAUCGUCCCGGGGGAGCUUCCAGCCAUGGUUCCUGGAGUAAUGAGACAUGGCGCGGCCAGGCCAUCUUUGCCUGUGUCUUUGCGCCUCUUGGCUGCUUGCUUCGUUACUACUUGUCAUUGUUUCUCAAUCCAUUCACGCCUCAUCGGUAUGACAUAUGAUC
Periconia digitata is the source of this 1229-nucleotide messenger RNA. The record is from the annotation of a GenBank genome assembly. NCBI's taxonomy places the organism in Eukaryota, Fungi, Ascomycota, Dothideomycetes, Pleosporales, Periconiaceae.